Molecule: messenger RNA, 2313 nt
Organism: Chrysoperla carnea
Lineage: Eukaryota; Metazoa; Arthropoda; Insecta; Neuroptera; Chrysopidae
Product: potassium channel subfamily K member 18
Exons: 5
Coding region: 61-2172 (703 amino acids)
Biological process (GO): potassium ion transmembrane transport; stabilization of membrane potential
Cellular component (GO): membrane
Molecular function (GO): potassium ion leak channel activity
Source: RefSeq, a predicted model, not a curated record
ACUAUAUUUAUUUUUAACCGAACCUAGAGAAUGUAUUAUUAGUUAAUUUAGUUGGCCAGUAUGGCGGAUGAAAACACUGAAACUUGUGAAGAUGAACAAAAUACUACAAUUACAACGAAAUCAUUAGUUACACCGGAACAAAUAUUAAAUGCAUCGGUGAAUCGGAAACGGCGUAACAUUACCAAAAAACGCUCACAAAGUUCAGGCUCAAAUACUCGAAUUGUGACACGUGAUAAAACUCCAAUACGUGAAACAAAACCACCAACGGAGGAUGUUGAGGCAGUUGAAGAUGAUCAAUGUAAUAGACUUCUCUUAGACGAUUCGUCGACCGACAAAGAAAGUAUUGAGAAAUCAACAGAAAAUGAUGAAAAAUCUAAAGAAAAUGAUGAGAAAUCUAAAGAAAAUGAAAAUUCUGUUAGUGUUAGGCCGGCAAGACCAACUCGUAGACGCAGUCGUGAAAUAAAUAAAACUGAUUUAAAAAAUGACAAUCAACAAUUAAAUAAAAAUGAAACUCAACAAAACAAUCAUCAAAAUUCAAGUAUCGCUGAGAAAUCAUUACAAAAAAAAGAACCGUCAAGUGAUGUAUUACAAUUAUUAAAUACAGCCAAAAGAAGUUUAUCACAAUCAAAAGCCGAUUCACGUUCCAGAAAGCCAACUGUUGAAAAGAAAGCGAUCAUCAAACGAAGCCAAUCCACUCCACGUGAAAUAAUAACAUUCGAUGAUGCUGAUUUAAUUGAAAGUUUUAAAAAAGCACAACGGUUGAGUGCAGAAGUUGGUACUUCCAAACUUGGAUAUCCUUCAUCAAUAUCCUCGUCAUCAUCACGUGAAACACUAUCAACCGAACACAAUUCAGAAGAAGAUGAACAAACUAGAUUAGAAAAUAAAUUAAAAUUAUUACAACAACAAUCUGAAUUAAAAGAAAAGUUAAAAUUAAUUAAACAGGCACAAAGUGAAAAGCAAUCAUUACAAGAUCAAACACAAUCAAUUCAAGGAACUGAUAAAACGCAAAAGCGUAAAAUAUUUAGAAAUUUUAUAAAAGAGGCUUGGUCUACAUGGAAAGAAUUUUUAAUUGACAAUCAAGACGAUUAUCGAAUAAUAAAUUCAUUACGAAAUCGUUGUCUUGGUCAUAUUAUGACAAUGUUGAUACUUUGUGGUUUAGGUGCCUUUAUAUUUCGUUUUACGGAAGGUGCUUUUGAGAAUUUUUAUAAAUGUGGUGUGAAACGUGUUAAACGUGAUUUUAUUGAUACGUUAUGGUUGUCUAGUCAUAAUUUACGUGAAGAUGAUUGGAAAUCAUUGGCACGUAGAAAAUUAAUGGAUUUUGAGGAACAAUUACAUACCGCUCAUGAAGCUGGUAUGCACUCAUAUAGUGGACAACGAUCAUGGAGUUUUUUAAAUUCGAUUGUAUAUUGUCUGACUAUAGUUACCACGAUUGGAUAUGGUCAUAUAACGCCUGCCACAACUACUGGUCGAGCAAUUACAAUCAUUUAUGCAAUAUUCGGUAUUCCAAUGUUUCUGAUUUUGCUGGCAGAUUUUGGCAAAUUAUUUACUCGAUGUAUUAAAUUUGUAUGGGCAUUUGUAAGAAGAUUAUAUUACACGGGGAGCUGUCGAAAAGUUCGAAAAAAUGAAAAUUUACAGGACGUCAUGAAGGGAGUACAAAUGGUAUAUGAAAUAGCGACAUUCCGGCGUCCAUCACAACUGAAUACACCCAAUACACCAGGUGGUGAAAAUACACCAUGUACACCAGCCCCAUCAAAUUUUGCCGUAGAUGAUGAAUUCAAUUUACCAGUUUCGGUGGCCAUAUUUAUUUUACUUUUAUACAUUGUUUGUGGUGCUCUCAUAUAUUGGAUGUGGGAGAAUUGGAGUUUCUUUGAAUCGUUUUAUUUCGUUUUCAUAUCAAUGUCCACGAUUGGAUUUGGUGACUUUGUACCACAACAUCCAAUGUAUAUGAUGGCAUCCAUACUUUAUUUAGUAUUUGGCUUAGCAUUGACAUCUAUGUGCAUAAAUGUUGUACAAGUGAAAUUAAGUGACACAUUUAGACAAGCAUCGGCUAAAAUUGGGGCAACCAUUGGUCUAGCAAUGGCUGAGGAUGACGGUAGCAUAACUCAACAACCUCAAACAGAACUAGCUGAAGUUCAUACCGCUGCUAAAAAAGAAACCAAAUUUGACAGUUAAAACACACAUCAAGUUAUUAUUUAAAUAUAUAGUCUAAUUAACAAGCACCAUUUUGGGACGAACCUAUUCUAUUUCCCGGAAAAUUAUGAUCAAAUCAUUUAAUUCAACAUUAUUCAAACAAUUUAAUAACAACAAGUGAAA